Penicillium paradoxum is the source of this 354-nucleotide messenger RNA. RefSeq names its product SCF ubiquitin ligase complex subunit HRT1. Gene Ontology annotation, cellular component: cullin-RING ubiquitin ligase complex; nucleus. The record is from RefSeq and is a predicted model, not a curated record. NCBI's taxonomy places the organism in Eukaryota, Fungi, Ascomycota, Eurotiomycetes, Eurotiales, Aspergillaceae. Gene Ontology annotation, molecular function: ubiquitin protein ligase activity; zinc ion binding; cullin family protein binding. Gene Ontology annotation, biological process: protein ubiquitination; ubiquitin-dependent protein catabolic process. Bases 1 to 354 code for a protein of 117 amino acids. The transcript has 4 exons.
AUGGCCGACGUGGAGAUGAAGGAAGCCGCCACCGGCUCCUCUAAGGGAAAGGCCGUCUCUAAGACCACUGACGCUAGCGACAAGAAGAAGUUCGAGGUCAAGAAGUGGAACGCCGUUGCCUUAUGGGCUUGGGAUAUUGUGGUCGACAACUGUGCCAUUUGCCGAAACCACAUCAUGGACUUGUGCAUUGAAUGCCAGGCCAACCAAGGAUCAUCAACAACAGAAGAGUGCACUGUUGCCUGGGGUAUUUGCAAUCACGCGUUCCACUUCCACUGUAUAUCGCGAUGGCUCAAGACCCGCCAGGUCUGCCCGCUGGACAACCGAGACUGGGAGUUCCAAAAGUACGGCCGGUAA